Pterocles gutturalis (yellow-throated sandgrouse) is the source of this 2734-nucleotide messenger RNA. RefSeq names its product protein phosphatase 1, regulatory subunit 3A (gene PPP1R3A). The transcript is spliced from 3 exons. The record is from RefSeq and is a predicted model, not a curated record. The annotation marks the transcript as partial. NCBI's taxonomy places the organism in Eukaryota, Metazoa, Chordata, Aves, Pterocliformes, Pteroclidae.
CAAAGAAGAAAUAUCAGCAACAUCUGACGAUGACACAUGGAAUAAUUCAAGGCCUUCAGACAUAAACAUCCCAGAGAUCAUUUAUUCACAAGCAGAAGACAAAGACACCAAACCAGCUAAUGAAAAUAUAAAAGAUAAAAAUGCAGAAUACAACCAGAGUGAUCACGAAGAUGAUGAAAAAGAAUUAGAGUUGCUGCUAAAUCAGCACUUCACAGAAGCUAGAGGUACCUCUUCCAGAGACGAAAGGAAUUUAUACACAACAGAACCAGUUAAUUUUCCAAGUGAAACUGAAAGAUUGGAGAAAAAGCUAACCUGUAUAGAAGGAAGCAGUGACUUGCUUAGGCACCCUGUGCCUAUCAGUUCCUCACCUGAAAACACUUCACGAGAGAUAGGAGGAGAAUUAAAAGAUAGAGUUAAGUAUUCCCUAAGAGAUUUUGAUAGCCAGCCAUCAGGGAAGGAAGUUGCUGCUGGCUUGGUAAACAGCGGUGAGCGAUCUUUGGAACAUACUGGCGCUAGGGAAAGCCUUUUAUCGGCAAGAUAUUUUCCUAGAACAAAGCAGAAUGAUAUGGCUACUGUCUCAAGCCGCCAAGGAGAGAGCCACAGAGAUGUUUCAAAAGGUGAAACAGAUAGUGCCUCAGGAAGCCAGAUGACGGAGAGGUUAUUCAUCAGUGAGGAUGCUGCUGAUACCUCGAAAGGGGCCUGUGAAGCGAGACCAGAAACCAUUUCUCCAGAGCAUGAUGAAUCCAUGCAAUUAAAUGCAUGCAUAGCAGGAACACUGGAUGGCAACGCUAAUCCAGCUCUGGAGCACCAGGCGCUGCAAAUGUCUCACCAAACUCUGGAUUCAAGGUUGUCAGAUGCUGACAAAAAUGAAGGAAAAAUUGAGAUGAUUGAAAGCAAAGUUCAGGUACAUUUAAGAGGAGAUAUGUAUGCCAACACUUUUGCACAUGCCGAUGUCUCAAUAGAUUCCACAAAAAGCCAACAUAUCCAAAAAAAGGGAGCUGGUGAAAUGUGGGGAAAGAACUAUAAUGUUGAUGCAGGGAAGGAGAAGAAAGUCAUCGAAGUAGCAGACUUAGCAGUAAUCGGCGAGGAGGAAGCACCCAAGCCUUUCAAGUCACAUAGAAAGCACACCUCCGAAGCGCUGAACACAAUGCCUCUGUCAGCUGAAGACAACAGACAGACCCCCAGGCCUGCCCAGGCAGAUCCCCCAGCAUCCUCUCUGGGGGAUGAAAGGAGAGCUGCAGACACUUGGGAACACAGAGGAUUCACGAGGUUAAAAGACAGAGGAAAGUCAGAUGACGCAAGUAAAGGAAGCCUGCUAGGAAAUGAAAGCGAAGCAAACCCCGCAGAGCAGAGGUGGCAAGAAUUGGGCACCGAGGUUCGGUGGGGAGUGAGGGGGAGCACAGGGCCCCAGAGCACUGCUUCCACAAAGGAGCUGUUUACCUGCCAGCAGGCAGAGAGCUGUGCAAAGUCUUCUGUCUCCGAGCAGGGUAUUACAGAGGAAGCGGAGGCAGGUACAGCUUAUAUAAUUAAAACAACAUCAGAAAGUGCUCCAGAAAAAAUGUCUGCCAGUGAAAAAGCAGUAAUUGCUAAGCUACCUCAAGAGACUGCACUAAGUGACAGGCCCACAGAGGAAAAGGAAACAGCGUUUGAUACACAUGAAGGGAGAAAUGAUGGUUCACAUUAUGCUCUUUGUCAACUCAACACAGUGGGUCUAUUAUAUGACACUGAAUUUGAAAAGGAAUCAGUUUUAGGUGUUUAUAAUGCACGCGUACACGAAACACCGCAAGGAGAAACGAUGUCUGUAUGCCAUAGCAGGGAAAAAUGUACCAAAGCACAACCAGACAUUGGCAAUAUUUUACAUAUAGGAGAAGCAGUAGAGGCUUCUGCUACAGGAAAGAAGGAAGAUUUGGGGCAGGGUUUAUACUCAGAAGUGUCUAAAUAUCUCCCAAGCACCCAGAAGCAUCUGUACAGUGAGGAGGCAGGAGCGCUUUGUAGGGAAGAAAACCACGCUGGUACACUUUCCAAUUUAUAUGCUAAAGUGGAAACAAAAAUGCCACCUUCUGAUGCAAAUGGUGUUCCCAGUUACCAUUACAAAAGCUCUUCAGUGGCAUCUUCUGAAGGGUCCACUGUGGCGGGAGAUACGGAACAUCGGUAUAGACACUUUGAUUUCAAAGUCAUUGACAAGGUUGCUGCUGAGUCAGGGUAUGAUUUAAGUCUACCAAAUGAAAUGACAUGUACUAAUAAAAGCCUUUCUCUUGAAGCUGAAAAACAAGAAGUACCUUCCUCUUCAGACAUAGCAAUUUCUAAAGAAGGAAGAGACAGGAAUAUAGGUCAGUGUUUCCAUCAAGCAGAGUUCAGACAAGAGAAGUCAUCAAGGCCAGAGGUUUUGAUUAGUAAGUCUACUGAAGAAUUUGGAGGGACAGGCUCUCAGUCUGACCAUUUCACAACUGAGGGAAAAACACUAAGCCGGCUUGAUGUCUCACAGAUGGAAAGCCAGCACAUCUCUGAUUCUGCAGGUGUUUCUAACCAGAAGAGUGAAGCAUUGAAAGUACCUAGUGAGUCUCCAGGUUUAAAACAUAUUGCUUGCAAAAUAUUUUAUUUCUUCUUCUUUCUUUUAUUUGCUGCGACACUCUACCACUAUGAUUUGAUAGUCUGUCUUGCACUCUACCUGUUCUCCUUGUAUUGGCUAUACUGUGAAGGAGGAAGAAACAAAGAGUCUGUCAAGAAGGAAUGA